AUGACAGUCUGUAUACCUACACAAGAUGGCGUCCCAUACAUCCAAUGGAUUAAUUAUGUAUUUGGCGAUUGCGCUUACAGCACACAAGAGGCCGUCAGUUUACUGCUUGGCUACGCUUCUAUAUUGUUCUGGCUAAAUGCCCAGCUACCGCAAGUGAUAGAGAACUACAAGAUGGGAUCCGCAGAUUGUCUAAGUCUAAAUUUCUUAUCCAUAUGGCUAGCAGGGGAUACCGCUAAUUUGAUAGGUGCACUCUUAACACAUCAAUUGCCUUUUCAAUUAUAUCUUGGAUUCUACUUUGUAUCCAUCGACAUUUGCCUGUUGUGCCAAUGGGUUUAUUACAGCAAAAUCAAAGCCAAGCAUCACGAUGACUAUCUCAUUAUACCCUCCUCAUCCACCAACGAGAUCAUCAGCACCAACAAGCAACAAACAGACAUAUUUCAACAUCCAGCACAAACUCCCUUAAAUAUCCAUACAUCUACUAUCAUCAUUGACGAGUUAACGCCAUUUUCAUCCUCUGCAUCACCAUCCAAAUGGUACACACUCGACACUAGCACUGAAAAAAAACAGGCGUCCAAGUUUAUGGCCAUGUUGCUAUUCUCUACCUGGUUCCUCGUGCCUAAUGCCGAUUUGAGCACCAUGUCUGCUACCUCUUCAUCUGUAUCGUCAUUCUCUCUGUCCCAAGACAACAUCGUCUGGUUGGGCCGUCUCUUUGCAUGGACAUGUACAUCUCUCUAUUUAAUGUCUCGUAUUCCACAAUUGUUGAAGAAUCGUCGUCGCCAAUCAGUGGAAGGGCUUUCUGCAUCCUUGUUUGUAUUUGCAGUGUGUGGUAAUCUCACUUAUGCAAGCAGUAUUCUCAGCCAUCCUGGACAAACCAUAGACUCCCUGUUAGAAGCGCUUCCUUACUUGAUUGGCAGUGCAGGCACAUUAAUAUUCGAUUUCUCCAUCUUUUGUCAAUUUUUAUACUAUAAGAGGAAAGACAUUUCGCUUGAUAAUAAAAUUAGCCAACAAGUUUAA
Molecule: messenger RNA, 1014 nt
Organism: Mucor velutinosus
Lineage: Eukaryota; Fungi; Mucoromycota; Mucoromycetes; Mucorales; Mucoraceae
Exons: 3
Coding region: 1-1014 (337 amino acids)
Biological process (GO): basic amino acid transmembrane export from vacuole
Cellular component (GO): fungal-type vacuole membrane
Source: RefSeq, a predicted model, not a curated record